Symbiodinium sp. CCMP2456 is the source of this 543-nucleotide messenger RNA. NCBI's taxonomy places the organism in Eukaryota, Dinophyceae, Suessiales, Symbiodiniaceae. The record is from the annotation of a GenBank genome assembly.
GCACCCCGCUUCAUCAAGUACAACUUGAUGCGGACGAUGCAUCAGCAAGAUGACAUCAUCCAUCAGCAGCUUGAGGAUCGCGAGUUCGUUCAAGAGCAGUUUGGCAAGAUGACAGAGCGAAUAGACCGGCUAUGUCAAGCCUUGAUCGAAGGAGAUGCCUCGCCUCUGCGCAUGCGUGCCGCGCUUGGCACCAUCGACACCUCCUCGAUGUGCAGCGUGCACACGACGCAGGAUUUCGACGGCAGCAAGAGGGAGAGCAUGGAACGGGAGAUUGUGGAGCAGCCGCACUUGUCGAAGCGGGUGCUCUUGAGCAAAACCUUGGCCGAUGCCGAGGGAAGUGUGAAGCUGGCUAUGGAAAGAUUGGAGCAGCUGGUCCUCUCCGCCACAGAGGGAGCCCUGAAGCAGUCUACAGCGGUGCUUGAGACGUUGCUUCUGGAGGCCCAGUGCGGGCCAGGUGGGGCGAAGCAGCAGACCGAGGCGCAGAUUCUCGCUCCGGCGCCUGCGCCUGUCGCUCACACCCGCAUCACUAUCGAGGAUGUCAAG